Messenger RNA from Diachasma alloeum, 2775 nucleotides. RefSeq lists its product as uncharacterized. Lineage: Eukaryota; Metazoa; Arthropoda; Insecta; Hymenoptera; Braconidae. The transcript is spliced from 3 exons. Bases 1 to 2775 code for a protein of 924 amino acids. The record is from RefSeq and is a predicted model, not a curated record.
AUGCUGGAAACGUAUUGGGCGAAGCUGGAAGCGUCCCAUGAGAAACUCGUCGGCCAGAAGAUCGAGAAUUUGACCUCUCUCGAUUAUUUUAAGAAUCAGGUCUUCGAUGUCGCGCUUAAGCAUUACGCUUCAGCUCACCUUGACCAGCUUCUCAAUCCUGCUCCGAUGAAGACGCACGGUGCCUCAAACCUUAAUUUAUUGACGAGCUUCGUUUCUGAGGCACUCAGCGCGCUCAAAGCACUAGAUCAGCCAACAGAUCAUUGGGGUCCAAUCGUCGUCCACGUGCUCACUCGUCGCUUGUCCAGCAAGCUUCGUGAGGCAUGGGAGAAUAAAAUUGGAGCAUCGACUGAGUAUCCGACACUUGAACAUCUCCUCGAUUUCCUACAAGGUCGUUCACGAGCCAUGGAGACCUUGGAGGUUGGGUCUUCGGUGCACACAUCGAACGACGCCUCUCGUCCUUCGCAGCCCAGCGUCCAGACUCGUUCGAUGACCAAGAGUAGUGCCAAAGUCAAUCAAGCCUCUGUGUCUUCGCAUGCGCAGCAGUCAGCCCAGAAAUCUCCCAGUCCAGCGCAAAUACAGUCCACAAAGUCGACGUCCUGGGCCGACGCGGGCUAUCCUUGUUCCUACUGCAAGAUGGAUCACUACAUCGCUUCUUGCAGCGGGUUCAAGUCGCUUACACCAACAGCAAGGAAGAAGGUUGUCGAACGGCUCUAUCUGUGCUACAACUGUCUGGGGAAGCACAGUAUCAGAGUCUGCAAGACCACUCGCUCCGAACUCUCGCUCAUCUCAGAUCAACUAGUUCGGAAGGUGAAUUUAAAGAAAACUCGUAGUUCUGUCCACAUAACAGGAGUGGGAGGAUCAUCGUUUGGGACAACGACCGGCGAAGUACAUCUCACGCUGCAAUCGAUCCACUCAGAAGAACGCAUUGAAGUUACAGCUCACUCCCUUGAACGUCUCACCUCAACGCUACCGUCCUUCUCAGCAGAGGGCCUCAAGUGGGAUCAUAUCGAGGGUUUAGAGCUUGCUGAUCCUCAUUUCCGAGUCUCUGCACCAAUUGACCUUCUCGUCGGUGCUAAUAUUUUUGGUCAGGUCAUCAAGCCCAACGUGAUUAGAGGAGGGGUUCAGGCUCCAGUCGCUCAACUCACCAGCUUUGGCUGGAUUGUUUACGGGCCAGCGGGACCUGAUCAACCAACAUCGUACUCUUCUCAUCACCUGAGCGUAUCGAACGAUGAGCUCAAUGACCUUCUCACGAAGUUUUGGGUUCAGGAGGAAGUUCCUGGGCGCACUGACGCGAAUCUCUCAACGGAAGAAUUAGAGUGUGAACGCCACUUCCAUCAGACUCACUCAAGAGAUAGCUCAGGUCGAUAUGUCGUUCGUUUGCCCUUCUCAGCUCCAGUUUUAUCAUUAGGGAAUUCCUAUCGUCCAGUGCUAGCUUGUCUUCAUCGUAUGCUCGCUGGAAUCUCAAAAGAUGCGCACUUUCUCCAGCUUUACUCUGACUUUCUCAAGGAGUAUGAGGAUUUCGACCAUAUGAGAGUAGUAACUCGCUCGACUCAUCGCUCUUCGUCUUCGGUUCAGGCGGAUUCCGCUUGUCGUUCUGACGAGACGACCUUAGCACAUGAAGCGCAAGCUUCAGGAGGGUUGAGGGUCUCUAAAGGGUUUCAGGUAGGGCCGUCUGACGCUCAAAGGAGUUACUAUCUACCUCAUCAUGGUGUAGUCAGAGAGAGCAGUGAAACGACGAAACUGAGAGUAGUGUUCAACGGAUCAGCGAAGACCAGUUCAGGGAACUCACUCAACGACAUUCUCCACACAGGAGCCAAGUUGCAGAGGGAUAUUUCGGACGUGCUGCUCUGGUCAAGACAGCACAAAGUCAUCUUCAUGACGGACAUCACCAAGAUGUUCCGCCACGUUAGAGUUCACAAGGAUGACUGGCCCCUGCAGCAGAUUCUAUGGACCGACUCAAGUGGAGAACUAGUCACGUAUCAACUGACAACAGUCACAUACGGCACGAGAUCAGCUCCGUUUCUCGCAAACCGUGUUCUUCUUCAGCUGGCUGAGGAUGAAGGACAUCGGUUCCCUUUGGCCGUCUCGCCUAUCGUGAAAGGAAGAUACGUUGACGACAUCUGUGGAGGUGCGGAUACGCAUGACCAGCUCGUUAGGACCGCGCAAGAAGUUCGGGAUCUCUGCGCUGCUGGAGGAAUGCCUCUGGCAAAAUGGCAUAGUAAUAAUCCAGCGCUACUCCAGUGGCUCGCUCCUGAUAGUGCCUCCAAUGACCAGGGAGUUUAUGAGGAUUCGGAGACCCGGAUUCUUGGCUUGUCGUGGCAGCCCAGCUCGGGUAACUUCAUCUUCUCAAGUCGGACCAGCGAUGAAUCGAAGGUUUCUAAGAGGAAUAUCCUCUCAGAGAUCGCUCAGAUCUAUGACCCACUCGGAUUUCUAUCUCCUGUCGUGAUCAGAGGGAAACUGCUCAUGCAGGAGACCUGGAUUGGAAAGCUCGGUUGGGAUGAGGAAGUCCCAGAACAAGUUGCCCAGCGUUGGAAAAGUUUUCGAAAUGAUCUCACUCUGCUCUCGAAGUUAUCUGUUCCNCUGAUAGUGCCUCCAAUGACCAGCGAGUUUAUGAGGAUUCGGAGACCCGGAUUCUUGGCUUGUCGUGGCAGCCCAGCUCGGAUAACUUCGUCUUCUCAAGUCGGACCAGCGAUGAAUCGAAGGUUUCUAAGAGGAAUAUCCUCUCAGAGAUCGCUCAGAUCUAUGACCCACUCGGAUUUCUAUCUCCUGUCGUGA